Messenger RNA from Encephalitozoon intestinalis ATCC 50506, 234 nucleotides. RefSeq lists its product as uncharacterized. The transcript has a single exon. The coding region runs from base 1 to 234 and encodes 77 amino acids. NCBI's taxonomy places the organism in Eukaryota, Fungi, Microsporidia, Unikaryonidae. The record is from RefSeq and is a predicted model, not a curated record.
AUGGUAGAGGUAAAACACUCUGUAGCAGAAGAAGCUCUUCAAAGGCUCGGUAAGGAAAGAAAAGCCUAUGAAAAUGAACUAGCCACUCUAAAACGAAAGCUUGAUGCAAUGAGUGAAACCACGGACAAAUAUGAAAGAAGGCUUAUUGAAGACCAAAUAAAAGAGACACUCAAGGUUCUGGAGAUGGUUGAUAAACAGGUUUUAAAGUUUUCGUACUCCCAGGGAGAGAAAUAA